AUGCAAGAAUGCUUGCUGCAACAUAAGGCUUUGCCAACUGACAGUUCUCCGUCCGUUCUAGAGGCAGCUUGGGAGAGCAUGACUGGUAAGUAGCAGUAGAAGAGUCGAAAGAGGUCACUCUAAUUUCCGUCUGUUCGAUGGUAGCACCUUUUCAGCUGGUUCACUGCAAAAGCCGGUCUGUCAUCUAGCGCUGUCGUUGCGUCCAUUGGCUGGCAAAACUUCUUGAAUGGCGACGAGUGGGUAAUCAUCGAACUGAGCACAACCAUUAGCAAUGAAUACGGAAGCUGCAAAUAACGAUGUGUAUAUGGUGGCAUAGCAAUUGAAUCCUACCCUUUUAGUCUACCGACUACUGAGUUGCACAUGCCAAAGUUGUGUUAAAAGCAGUGUUUUCUCAGUCUAACAAAGCUUCAAAGACAAACUCAAUCUUUUGAGUCCUUUCCAGGACCAAAAAAGGCAUUGCCAGAACCGGAAGUGUUGUCCAUAUUGAUCGAUUCAACUUAUGUAUUGUUGCUGAUCGCUUCCAAGACUGCCUUAUUUGCAGCACGUCUUAUAGGAGUAUCUACCAGAAAGCACGCAGGGAAUGUUGGGUGACCCACUGAUUAGCCGAACCUCCUCGCAGUAGUGCUUUGAGGUAGCGGAAUGUCUGCUUAACACACGUUUGGGCUUUUACCUAAUGCUUUUGCUGUCAAGUAUGAUAUGGAGUACAACACAGGUUAAUGAAGUUUACUGGGCUUAUUUUGACUACGGCAAGGGAUAAGCAUCUACAACAUCGGGUGAAAACCGACUAGCACUACUUCGGUAAAGAUGCUCGAAGCCCAAUCAAUCUUCUUUAUAAUGAUUUCAGCAUGACAAACUAACCACGGCCUCAUUGAGACUAUCCGUUAUUUUAAAUCAUUCCUGAGUGUCAGUUUAAGCAGAGUGUAAACAUUAAAAGAAUAUGCCCUAAUUGAACGUCCUCGUGAUUAUAUUUAAAAAAACGUACUUAUGUCCUAAAUACUCAGGUUGCUUGAAUUCUAAAACUAAAUGUAUUUCUCUAGUCGUCUCAGAGAUAUCGAAUGAAGGGACUAGUCAGUAAGUCAUAGCUAAUGGGCCGCAAUAACUUAGGAGCAGGACAUCAUGGCAAAUCAGUCGACAAUAGCAGUUUGAGCCCCUCUCUCUUCCAGAGUUGACUCGUCAGGAGCCGUAGAAUUCAAAGUCGGAAAUAGCCACGGCAACGGACUUAGAGAAACCGCUCAAGGACGAAGUACGCGUUAUUUCGUACUGAUUUACCCUAAGGCGUAGACGACAAAGAACAGUACUGUUAGUAAUUAGCGACCUUUUUAAAAAAAAUUUCGCAAAACUCCCACAAACCAAGCUGAAGCCAAAAAUCCGUAUUUCCAUGGCAAAAUUCGUGAAAAGCAUCAUGAUACGCCGGCUUUUUGCUCAAAAAAACAACCAAUACAAUAGCAGCCACAAGUAGCGGCUGUUCUCUGGGUCUGAAAAGCUUUCACUAGGACGACAGUCCAACUUUGACACAUUUAGUAGACAUAAAUGCGUUAUCGCGUUUCAUUCAGUCAUGGGGCUCAAAACCCCCGCCCCCCACCCUUACCUGUCGGAUAAAAGCCUUCCAGAAAUAGACAUUUGGCGAAUCGUCAUGCGCUGGAUUGAGCUGAGUUGCUGUGACGGAGCGUAGCCGAUCUCCCAUGCACCGACGGUCAGAACAAGCCUGCUGCUACUUAGCGAUAUGAUCUGCAUCCUGACUACAUCCGACUUCGGUAAGAUGGUCGAGUAAUGAGUUAGUUAACGGAACUCAGGGUACCAUUAGAUCAGACUGGAAUAGAGAUUGCCUCCAAAAAAUUUAGGUUGGAGGCGGCAAAAGCUUGUGUUAGCUCCAACCUCUUGGAAUCAGGGGUACGGACUCCGAAGCUAUCCCAAAAGGAUACUAAAUAGGACCAGGCUAGGUCAGAUCAACAAAAGCGACAUGUGGGAUGACGAUUCAUUCAAGGUCAGGGGCGCAAGGUGUUUGUUGCGUAACUGAACAGGAUCGACUACGGUUCUUCCUAAGGGUAUCGUCCCUCGGACGUUAUUAAGCUAGAUUCUGUCAUUUCACUUCCUUCAGAAAAUUACGCACCCGUUGAUAUCAACCUUUCUUAAGAAAGUUAAGGUGAAACCGCUAGUGUUAGCGAUUUUCCUUAAUGUCAUGUCAGAAGCCCAAAAGGGCGUUCAAACAGCAAACCUUAAAUGAAAUCCCUUUGUUUUGCAGACAAGAAUUCUUGCGCAAUCAUUAAAGGCCUUAAGACAAUACCAGCCUCCAAACAAAACGCAUUCCUAGGGAGGCGGUAUUAACAUAUUUCGGUCAGGAUUGCUCAUAUAUCCCCGAAACAGGACAAGAAAGUAGGGACGGCCCGAUCGCGCAAUACAGUUGGCCUUCUGCCAAAUUACAGGAGGGGUAAACAUGCCCGUGACCUAACCCUUACCGGAUAUUCGAAUCAGUCAUCAGCAUUAAGUGCGGUUCCUGCUUCGAUGUCCUGCCAAGGGGGGAAGAGAGGGGGACGCGUAAGCAAUCCAUACCCAAAUAACUAAGAGGUGGAAUCCUGUUCAUUGAAACUGACGAAAACUUCGAAUAAACCAUCCAUUAUCGACUGCAUAAAUACACGCAAUUGCGGAUGUUUUAAAGAACAAAUUCCCAACAUAUACGAAAAAACUAAUGUCUAUUGCCUCAGCCGCGAAUAUCCCCAGGAAACGCCUAAACUCCAUCCGGGACUGCUGACAUUGGAAGAAAACGGUUUCAGUGCAGAAAAAUUCCACGAACAGUGCUUCCUGACCGGAGUGAGUCGCUUUCAAUUCGAAGGUUAGGAAGUGCACAGUUCUAGUCCUAUCAGCAGUUUUAUGACUACCGGAAACCUGGUUUCCAACGGCCAGGGAAAAAACGCAGAUGGCGGCGCCCGAUAGGCCCUACAUUACAGAGUUCGCACGACUUAAUGUCCACAAAGAAAAAAAACCGACCACUGGAGGAUCGAGUAACAAGACUGACAGCCUUUACAUCCUGAGAGGCGUAGGUGACCGCGCUGCUGGUGCCCUUAGUGGCCUCUUCGCGUAGACUCCUGCUAAUGAAGGCCAACCGAGAGAUGGGAAAGGAGACACGUAGCUUAGACAAGGAAGCACAAACAAGAAAUGCUCUGUAAUUACUACUCUGUAGCUAAGAAUUGAAGAAUCAGACUACAGGACUGCGAAACGCGUGCACACUCAUUCGCUUCCCAGAAAGUUGGUCUGACAACCCUAAGUCACUUCUUAAGAUAUCUUGCGCUCCACUUGUACUCGAUUUCACAAUAUUUUGUUGCGACACCCUGGUUAGUACCACUUAGGGUCAUUCUGAAUCUCUUUGUUGCACUUCGUUGACAACGCAGAUUAGAACAGAUCAUAAAAACUGCUUUAGUGCCUAAUUUCUUUAAUGAAAUUAAGACUGUCUUUUAUCGUGAAGGUGGAAAAACAGUUGUCGUAUUAUUUAAAGUUCCUUCACAAAUCUCCGUGUGAGUCUGUGUUAAAGCAAAUCAGACAUACAGAGAAUCGACCGUAAAGUAAAAAUGCGGUCAUGACAACUAAUCUGCAGACUAAACAACGCGAUCUUAUUGCGAAAACCGUAAGGUUUCCGUCAUUUGUUGCAAGGCUGCUUAGAAUGGCCUUGUCGCACAAGUAGUAUAAACAAGUUUAAGUUGGUGCCAGGUUAUUUCAGUGGAUGUAAGGCUGGUAAAUGGGAGGCCUGAUGCGCGUCAAGUCUACACUUGAAGGAAUUCACACAGGAGGAGGUUACAACAUCGGUAGGCAGGGCAUUCCACGCUGCAAACACUCUGUGACUGAAAAAGAACUUUCUUCCAUUGAUCCUUGCUUUCCCGGCGAGUAGUUUUAGGGGAUGACCGCGCAAAGUGGGCGUGUUAGCUUGUGUGAAAUAAGCAGUGGGAUCUCAACAACAGUCUAGGCCGUUGAUGAUGCGAAAUGUUAGUAUAAGGUCACCACGUAAUUGCCUGCAGGAAAGUGAAAACAGGUUGAGAGUUGACAGUCGGGAUUCGUAAGACAGCGCUCCCAGACCUUGUGUCAUUUUGGUCACCCGUCUCUGGACCUUCUCCAAAACGGUAUAGUCCUUGACAGUCCAAGGUCUCCACGCCUGUAUGGCAUAUUCUAGACGAGGCCUCAUGUAGGUGCCAAAUAUUUUUGAAAAGCUGUCUGGGUGAAAUCCCAUAAAUGCUCGCUUAAUGAGUUGAAGUGUGGCCAUAGCCUAUUUAGCCGGCUUCGCACAGUGCAGUGUUGGUUUGAGUGAAGAUGUAAUCCAUACAUCCAAGUCCUUCUGACUGUUUAUUCGCCUUAUGACUCACAAGCCUCGCUAAAUACUCACAAAGGUCGAACGAGAUGAACCAAGGUAACUCAAGGCCGACAAGGACAUCGUCAUCGUGCCAGCGGACUAGGCACGUUCCACCGUCGUAGUGGACAGAACAGACUACCUUCAGAAGGUCAAGAACCUACUGGAGGAUCGCCAGUUUUAUGUCCCGUGUGAAACCAACCCCGUAAAGACGCUGACACACGAAAUUAAUGCGACACUGUUGGCACUGGAGAACUCGGGUGCAAUAACACCGACCGACCGACGCAAAGCGAGAGCCCAAGAAACGGCUUUGGCCCGAUUCAACGGUCUCUCCAAGGUGCCCAAGGAGGGCGCUCCUCUCCGGCCCAUCGUAACGCUUAAAGGCAUUCCAACGUACGGACUGGCAAAAGGGCUGUUUCGGCGCCUCAAAUUUCUGACUACUGAUUCGGAAACCACCAAAUGUUCGUCAACAAUAUUCCUGGAGAAGCUUAAAGAAGUAAGUCUCUUGCCAGAUGAGGACAUGGUAUUUUUUGAUGUCACGUCCCUCUUCACUUCUAUCUCCAAGGAUCUGACAAUCGAUACUGACGAGCUACUCCUACGAAACAAAUACAAUGAAACGGAGAAUCGUCUAGGACAUGCCCAAGUCCUUCAGCUCCUAAAGUUCUGUCUCAGGACGUACUUCAAGUUUGACGGAACACUCUACGAGCAAGUGAAGGGAAAACCAAUGGGCUCGCCGAUUUCGGGAUUCAUCGCCGAGGCGGUCCUACAGAGGUUAGAUUCGCUAGUCUUCCAACAUCACAGACCGAAAUUCUGGACUCGGUAUGUGGACGAUACCUUCGUCGUCAUCGAACGGGAUCAGGUGGUAACGCUCAAAGAACGUCUCAACAGCGGCUUCCCGGACAUACAAUUUACGACGGAGGAGGAAUAA
Messenger RNA from Spirometra erinaceieuropaei, 5261 nucleotides. The record is from the annotation of a GenBank genome assembly. Lineage: Eukaryota; Metazoa; Platyhelminthes; Cestoda; Diphyllobothriidea; Diphyllobothriidae.